Effrenium voratum is the source of this 479-nucleotide messenger RNA. The record is from the annotation of a GenBank genome assembly. Lineage: Eukaryota; Dinophyceae; Suessiales; Symbiodiniaceae.
GUCGGAGACACCGCGCCGGGAGACGCGGAGACGCCGAAGCUUUCGCGCGGGAAGCCAUGCUUUGCCAGCGCCUGGUGCCGUUGCUGCGGCCGACUCCGUGGGUGCCUUUGGGGCUUCGCACGAAGAUCGUGGUUGAUGAGAGUGCGCUGACGAAGCGCGUAUGCAGGUCCUCCGGACCGGGUGGCCAGAGUGUCAACACCGCGGACACCCGCGUGCAGAUGAGCUUUAGGCUUGACAAAGCGGACUGGAUCCCGGAGAAAGUCCGCAAGAAGAUGUUCGAGAUCCACAAGAAUCGAAUCAGCAAGAUCGGGGAGUUCUCGGUUUCUUGUCAGCAGACCUCCUCACAGAUUGACAACCAGAGGAUAGCCAUCAAGAAGAUUGGCGAGCUGAUUGCCCAGGCAGAGAAGGAUGUGAGGAGUGAUGAUUGGGAAGAGAACGAAAAGCUGGACUUCAAGGACUUCGUAGUUCAGAAGUUCAAG